This is a messenger RNA of Bipolaris sorokiniana ND90Pr, 1210 nucleotides long. RefSeq lists its product as uncharacterized. The record is from RefSeq and is a predicted model, not a curated record. Bases 82 to 801 code for a protein of 239 amino acids. Gene Ontology annotation, cellular component: mitochondrial inner membrane. NCBI's taxonomy places the organism in Eukaryota, Fungi, Ascomycota, Dothideomycetes, Pleosporales, Pleosporaceae. Gene Ontology annotation, biological process: mitochondrial respiratory chain complex IV assembly. The transcript has 4 exons.
UCCCAUCUGCCUUACAUCCAUCAAUCCACACGCCAACAACUCCGUUUUUUACCCAGCCAGACCAUAUUCAUAUAACUCGAGAUGAAGGUUCUCACCAAGGAAGAGGAGCAGGCACACUACAAUGCUACAGUUAAGGGUGGCUCAAUCGGUGGUCUCAUUGGCACAGCGGUAGGUGCUGCGGCUGUUGUGGGCGCAAGCAGACGCUACCACUCCUUCCGAGCCCUCACUGUGCCAUUCCGCGCUUUCCUUAUCGCUUCAACUGGAACCUUUGUCGCCGUCAUCGCCGCCGACCGGGCUUCCGCACGAUACGACAUUGAACACACCCCCGAAAAGAAGCGUCAAAUCGAGCGUGACCAGCAACGAGAAAGCCUUCUCGAAGCUAACAAAACUCCUUUCCAACGUGCGAAAGACUGGGCGACGGAGAACCGUUACCCGCUCCUGUUCGGCUUCUGGGUUGCUUCCAUGGCCGGCUCAUGGCACAUGGUCAACCGCAAUCCUUACCUGAGUGGGUCACAGAAGCUUGUGCAGGCGCGUAUGUACGCCCAGGGUGGUACACUGGCUGCGCUACUAGGCAGCUUUGCCAUCGAGGGUGCAGAUGCGGCCAAGGGCAAGGGAAGGUGGGAGACCAUCAAGAUCAUCGACCCCAACGACCCCGAGCACAAGCACAUCAUUGAGAAGAAGAUCCACCACGAGAGAUAUGCUGGUGAGGACCAGUGGAGAGAAAUGGUCGAAGCUGAAGAACAGCGCCAAAAGGAGCGCGAGGCCGCCAAGGCAAAUGGACAACGAGCCAAGCAGCAAUAAGAUGCUGCGAAUAAGAAAUACAAAAACCUCGAAGAUGAAGAGCAACAACGGGCCUAAAGUCUUUUCGCCCCGGAGUCUAUUCCUACCUGAUCAUCUCGGAUACCUUCACCGGCCUGUUUAACGUGUAAAUUUGUAGGGUUUCAUUUUUCAUGUUGGGGGGUUUGCAAGUUUGCAGGCGUUACAAGAAGCAUUGAUGCUAUUUUCCUUUUCCUAUAUCUCAUUAUGGCUCAUGUAUGACUAGGUGGUAUGCUCGUAAUUGGCUAGGAAUGCAGCGACGCAUACCUUUAGAGCACACUGUACUUCAAAAGGAAGAUUUCCUUGCGUUAAUCUACUACUACAUCAACCAUGACAGUAGCCAAUCAAAUGAUGGAAUGCCCAAGAAGCAAAUACUUCGAACACGGUUUUUUAG